Molecule: messenger RNA, 1251 nt
Organism: Emiliania huxleyi CCMP1516
Lineage: Eukaryota; Haptophyta; Isochrysidales; Noelaerhabdaceae
Exons: 2
Coding region: 1-1251 (416 amino acids)
Source: RefSeq, a predicted model, not a curated record
AUGCUGCGCGUCUUCUACCUCACGACGGCUCUCAUCAACAUGCUGCUCUGGCUGCGCUGGUGGCACGUCGGCUACGCCAGAACGGAUGAUGCGCCCAUCGUGACUUGCCCUUCGUGGCUUCCGGCGUCCGCCGUGCUCGCUCUGCGACGGCGGCCGAUGUACUACACGCUGUGCCGCGCCGGUCCGCUGACGAUGAUCACCGCGGCCGCCUGGCCCGACGUGUGGAUGGUUCGCCUCGGUGCUGCCGCGUGGCACUCACUCUACGUCCUCGCAGAGACCUCCUGCACCCACUCGCACCGAGACCACGCGUCUCUGUACUCUGCCUGGGCGCUUGCUCUGCUGCCCGCGCACCUCGCGCAUGGCGUCGCUCUCGGCGUGUGCGUCCACUUUGUGGCCUCGAGCGGCUUUGCCAAGCUACACGUCGCGGGCGGCGCUGCUGCCUGGGCCGAGCCCUCCACCCUCGCGUCCAUCCUGCGGCAGUACAACUCGCUGCCCAUCCGCGAGGGCGGGCCGCUGCUCCCGCGGGCGAGCGCUCUGCUCGUGCGCCACCCGCUCCUCGUCGCCACCCUCUCCGCCUUCACGCUCGUCUUUGAGUGCGCGCUGGUGCCCGCCGCGCUGCUGCUGCCGCUCGCGCUGCGGCCGCUCCUCGCGGCGGUGUCGUGCAUGCUGCACGUCGGCAUCGCGGCGGUGCAGAGCCUGGACAUCGGGCUCUACUUUCUGCCAAACCUGGGCACCUACUGCCUCGGAUUUGGCUCGUCCGUCCCCCUCGGCUCGCCCGGCUGGUGGUGCGCGAUCGCCGUGUGCGCCGCCUCCGCGGCGCCGCUCCUCGUCCGGCGGAGGCUGGUUGCCGAGGACUGGCCGCUGACGCCGUUCGCGCUCUUCGCCUGGUCGGGCCCGCAGUGGCGAUCCCUCUUUGCUCGCCUGGUCGACGGCGACACGCGGCUUGUGCUCGGCGCACGCGCGCCUCCGCAGCCCGGCCAGGCGGUCGGCGAGACGCUCGUCUUCAACGAGGUGCUGCGCGGGCUCGACUGGGAGGCGAUGGCGGCAGGAGGGCGCGCCGGAGGCUGGGCGCCGAGGCUGGCGGUCGCCGUCGAAAAGUGGCUGGCGGGCGGGCGGCUCGUGCUCGCCGGGACGGGCGAGCCCCUCCGCUACGCCUCGGUGGUGUCGGUGCGGAAGGAGGAGGGCGGCGGCGGCUUGGAUGUGGUGUGCGAGGUGCUGGCGACGGGUAAAGGGGAGGGGAAGGGGCUGUAG